Debaryomyces fabryi is the source of this 1824-nucleotide messenger RNA. RefSeq lists its product as uncharacterized. Bases 1 to 1824 code for a protein of 607 amino acids. NCBI's taxonomy places the organism in Eukaryota, Fungi, Ascomycota, Pichiomycetes, Serinales, Debaryomycetaceae. The transcript has a single exon. The record is from RefSeq and is a predicted model, not a curated record. Gene Ontology annotation, molecular function: protein binding.
AUGUCAUCGUAUAGAAACUCAAAGAAACCAUCGUCUAAUGGAGAUGUAGAUCCAUUUAUUGAUGUUUCGGAAUCAAGAAGAAGACAGUCCAAGAGGGACGAUGCUAUAAGAAGAAAAAUUGAAAAUGAUUUAAGCAAAAAGAAGAAAAGUGGAACCAGGACUACAAGACAUAAGAAGGGAGUUCCAGGUACCGUUUUAUCGUUAAAGCCAUCCGAGCCAAUUAUUUGUAAAACAAGUUCAACAGUUUAUGAAGUGUCACAAUUGAUGUCAGCUAAAAGAGAAAAUUGUAUAUUGGUAGUGAAUGACAUUGGGGAAUUAUUGGGUAUUUUCACAGCUAAGGAUUUGGCAUUUAGAAUAGUCGGGGCUGGUUUGAGUGCUACUCUGGUGACAAUUGACCAGAUUAUGACCCCAAACCCAAUGUGUGCUAACUCUGACACUCCAGCCUCAGAGGCAUUAAAUUUGAUGGUUCAUAAGGGCUUCAGACACUUGCCGGUAUUAGACGAGAACAACCAAAUAGUUGGGGUGUUAGAUAUUACAAAGUGCUAUGCACAGCAGAUGGAAAAAUUAGAGAGAAUGCAUGCGUCUUCCAAAAAAUUAUAUGAAGCAUUGGAUAAUGUUCAUUCAGAAAUGGGAAUGAUGCAGCAACCUUUACAUGUUUUUCAAUAUUUUGAAAACUUGAAAAAUAAGAUGAAUGGUCCUACUUUGGAAAGUGUGUUAGAUGCGUCAACAACUCCAGUAUAUACUACGGUCAAAACUACUGUUUAUGAUGCCACAGUAUUGAUGAAAGAAAACAAAACAACUGCAGUUUUGAUCAAAGAUACCAACGAAGAAGUUGCUGGAAUUUUCACUUCCAAAGAUGUCGUAUUAAGAGUUAUCGCUGCAGGGUUAGAUCCAAAGAAAUGCUCUAUUGUUAGAGUGAUGACUCCACAACCUGAUGUUGCCAAACAAGAUUUGUCGAUCCAGGAAGCUUUGAGACAAAUGUUUGAAGGCCGCUAUUUGAAUUUACCAAUCAUCGGAAAAGAAAAUGAUAUCGUUGGUAUAGUUGAUGUUUUAAAAUUGACAUAUGCAACUUUGAAUCAAAUUAAACAAACUGAGAGUAAUGAUCUUAUCAAUAGCGAUGGAAGAUCUGGUAGUGAAACUGCAAUCAAUAGCGAAGGUCCUGCUUGGAACAAAUUUUGGACGUCUUUAGAUAAUGAAGAUUCAGAUUCUGUACAUUCUGAUUCUGUUACUGGUACUGGAAGCGCUCCUCCUGAUGUGACUCCCUCAGAAUUUCAUUCGUUCAAUGUUGAUAUUAAACCUUCUGAUUCCAUUUCCCAUACAGAAUCGCCUAGAAAAUCUUCAAAUUUGACGAAUUCUCCAUCUGAUUUACCAUAUACAUUUAAAUUCAAGUCUCCAGCUGUAGAAGGACGGGUUCAUCGUAUAUCAUUAAAGCCAAGUGAAGGAGUAACUAAAUUAAGAAGUUUGAUGGAUAGUAAAUUGUACUCUAAUGACUUUGAAUUUUUGAGAGUGGUAAAGAAUGAUCAAGACGGGGAAAGCUAUGCUAUAAGCUAUGUUGAUGAUGAAGGUGAUAUCGUUUCGAUCACCUCUGAUUCUGACCUUUUAGACUGUGUGAGGAUCAACCAACAACUUAAUAAUGAUAAGGCAGAUUUGUACAUACAUAAUCCGCAUGAAUCGGCACCAGUAAACGAAAUGAAAAAUAAAAAACAAAAUAAACAAGAAAAGGAAGAAAUCUUGAAAGGAAUACCCAAUGAAAUAUUAAUUCCUGGCGCCUUAGGGAUAUUGGCCACAUCUAUAAUUAUCGGCUUUACAUUGAGCAAAAAAUAA